Molecule: messenger RNA, 3070 nt
Organism: Rhineura floridana
Lineage: Eukaryota; Metazoa; Chordata; Lepidosauria; Squamata; Rhineuridae
Exons: 2
Coding region: 263-2827 (854 amino acids)
Biological process (GO): DNA integration; DNA recombination
Molecular function (GO): DNA binding
Source: RefSeq, a predicted model, not a curated record
CGUCAGCUCCAGGGGACAGAGAAAUCUAUCUUUUGUGUGUCUGUCUGUGUGUUCCUGGCCGGCAGUUCCAGUGACAACAAAUAAAGCCUUCAAGCUCAAAAGCUGCAGUGUGGGUGGAUGCAUCUGGAGCGAGUAUAAAUUUUACAUUGGGGAUGCUAACCCUGAUCCUGUCGCCCUCAGAAGAGCACUAUCGAAAUUACGUAAGACAGCAGCUUUUGUGGCCGAUGCCACUUUGGAUGCCACUCAAUUAGGGGCACGAGCCAUGACGACUCAAAUAGUCGCUCGUCGCACCCUCUGGCUUCGCCACUGGCAAGCUGAUUCGGCGGCCAGACUGAACCUGUCCAAGGCUCCUUACUCCGGAUCUCUACUCUUCGGCGAGGAAGCUCUAAAGGCAGUUCUGGUUGAUCCAAAAUACGCCCAAAAACUGGUUCUGGCCACAGUCAAGAACAUCGACCACAGGCCCUUCAGGCGAUUUUCCUCCUUUCGUUCUAACCAGUCCUUUCGAGGAACGCGGCCAGGAGGACGAGGCCGCGACUUCAGACCCUAUGACUCCAACGUAUUCAGGGGCUCCUGGAACCGACGCCUCCAGGGCAGAGACCUACGGCUGGCUUGUCAACUUCGACAAAAGCCAUCUCCAACCAACCCAACGCCUACUACACCUUGGGGCAAUGUUGGACACGCUGCAGGCAAUGGUCUUCCUGGCUCCAGAUCGCAUCACUGCCAUCACAAGCAUCGCAAGGUCCCUGAUGCAACAAACAUCCGCAGACGUCAUGCUACUCGCCAGAGCGCUCGGGAUGUUUAUCUCCACAAUCCACAUUGUGCCCUGGGCUCGAGCCCACACUCGGCCCCUUCAGUGGACUCUGUUGCCUUUUCAAAAAGACAUUGCCAGCUCCAACCAUCGCAAAGUUCGUUUGAGCCCCGCUCUGCGCCUCUCCUUCCGCUGGUGGACCAAGGUUCAACAUCUCUCCAAGGGCACGUCGUUCAGAGAACGCCGCAGAACCAUCGUGACCACAGACGCCAGCCUCACAGGUUGGGGAGCCCACUGCAACUCCCAGUACGUUCAAGGGGUUUGGCCCAACGCAGAGCAAUCUCGAAGCAUCAACUGGCUGGAACUAAAGGCUGUCCACUUGGCUCUAUGUCAUUUUCAGUCUCUGUUCCCUUUGCAUCAUGUGCUCAUUCGAACAGACAACACGUGUGUAAAAUCACAUUUGAACAGACAGGGGGGCACCAGGUCUCGUCCUCUGCAGGACUUAGCCUCCCUCAUCUUUGUCUGGGCAGAACAACAUCUACAAUCCCUGAAAGCAGAGCACCUCGGAGGGAUUUGGAAUGUGACAGCAGACUGGCUCAGCAGACAACAGGUCUUCCCGGGAGAAUGGAAACUUCAUCCAGCCAUUUUCCAUCGUCUCCAGUGUCGGUUCGGCGCCCUCUCAGUCGACCUGUUUGCUUCCAGUCACAAUUGCCAGCUUCCCAGGUACUUUGCCCGAUACCUGGACUCAACAGCAGAAGCAGUGGAUGCUCUGACAACACCGUGGCCAGACGGUCUAUUGUACGCCUUUCCUCCCAUACCAUUGUUAGCCAAAACCUUGAGGAAGGCGCGAACCGAAAGGGCACAGCUGGUUCUGAUAGCACCAUUUUGGCCACGCCGUCCGUGGUUCUCAGAUCUUCUGGCAAUGUCAAUGAUGGAUCCUUGGACACUUCCAGUAACGCCAGACCUCUUAUCCCAGGGUCCAGUACUGCACCAGGACCCUACUUGGCUCAAUCUAACAGCGUGGCGUUUGAACGGAGACACUUGAGGUCAGCUGGACUGUCUGACGCUGUGAUUGAUAUUAUUUUGGCCUCGAGAAGACCAUCUACCACUCGCAUUUAUCAACAUACCUGGGUGGCUUUCUCCAAGUGGUGUCAGUCCCACCACCACGAUCCAUCCCAGGCCAAUGUGCACCAGGUGCUCCAAUUUCUCCAUAGUGGCUUUAUGAUGGGACUUCGACUCAACACUCUACGUCGACAUGCAUCUACUCUGUCAUCCAUUCUCUCAGUGUCCUCUCCUGGAGAUCAUAUCUCCUCACAUCCGUUCAUCAAACGUUUUUUGAGGGGAGUCGCCCUACGCUCUCCGGCUGUUGUCCAUCGGUUCCCCUCAUGGAGUUUGCCGAAAGUUCUGCAGGCUUUGCAACGCCCUCCGUUUGAACCCAUCAGGACUGUGCCCCUACGUAUACUGUCCUUCAAGGUCCUGUUUCUGAUCGCAAUCACAUCUGCCAGACGCGUUUCGGAGUUGGGCGCAUUGUCUUCUGCUAGACACCUCUGCGUCUUCCAUAAGGACUCUGUUGUGCUGAAGACUGACCCUUCCUUUCGUCCCAAGGUCGAUUCAGUUUUUCAUUGCAACCAGGACAUUGUUUUGCCUUCCUUUUGCCCGAAUCCUACCCAUCCUCUCGAGAAGGCUUGGCAUUCGUUGGAUGUCCGGAGGGCUCUCAAGACCUACCUGUCUAGGACCCAAGAGAUUCGACGAACGGAGUCUCUGUUUGUAUCCUUUCAUCCAAGGUCUAUGGGGCAUAAAGUAUCCAAUCCUACCUUAUCCCGUUGGUUAAGGGCAUGCAUUACUUUAGCAUAUGAGUCCCUGAAGCUGUCAGUUCCAGCUAGUAUAACGGCUCAUUCUACCAGGUCAGCUGCCACCUCGGCUGCUUUUGCCACUAAUGCUCCUGUUGCCGAUAUUUGUAGGGCUGCAGUCUGGUCUACCCCACACUCGUUCAUAAGGCAUUAUAAAAUUGAUCGUUAUGCCUCUGCUGAUGCAUCUUUUGGCAGACGAGUGUUGCAACAGGUUCUUAAUGUGGAUUAACGUGUGGGUGGUCCCUCCCUAUAUGGGUUGCUUUGGUACAUCCCACGGUGAUGGCCCCCCUCCUAUGGAAAAUGUACCAUUGGUCUCACCUGAAAGGUGAUUUUCAUAGGAGGGGGCCAUCAUGACCCUCCCAGUUAGAGGAUGACUAGACAUUUUAUCAAUGGGUUACAUGUUAUUGUUACGCUAUUAUAUUUAAAUAUAAGAGUGAAGUCAAGACUUUUAGUUCUGUUAUGUUAUGUAGUU